Messenger RNA from Drosophila mauritiana, 2076 nucleotides. Its product is annotated as ankyrin repeat domain-containing protein 11. The transcript is spliced from 3 exons. Gene Ontology annotation, cellular component: nucleoplasm. The record is from RefSeq and is a predicted model, not a curated record. The coding region runs from base 112 to 2034 and encodes 640 amino acids. Lineage: Eukaryota; Metazoa; Arthropoda; Insecta; Diptera; Drosophilidae.
UUCACGAUACGGUCGCACUAUUCUUUUUGUAAUAAAUUUUGCAAGACUUUUUCAAGUCUCCGUUUUUGUUCUAUAUUUUAAUUUUUACCGUCUACAACUGAACAAAAGAGUAUGCCACCCCCAAGACCGAAGGGGAUAGGAUUUAAUACAGGAGCUACCCAACCCAGAUCGAACUCAAACACGCCAAUGUCGGAGAGGCAGCAAAUGGCUCUGCUCAUCCAAAUGACAGCCAACUCGUCGACAGAUUCAUCCCGCACCAACUUAAAGAAGAAUGAAUGCAAGAAAGGAGACACAGAGACUGACGAGGGCAGCCUGAAUGAGAAGCAAGAGGUCCUGGAUACGAAAGACAAAUCUUCAGCGGAGGAGAGCAGUAACGAUGGUAAAUCCAGCGAUACGAAUCAUCAGGGAACUUCGGCUGCCAAGCGUUGCUACUCAGACAUAGAGGAGGACUACGAGGAAUCUGGCGAGGACGUGAAGAAAAAGAAGCGUAAGGAUUCGGAGCAUGGAAAGGACGUAAAGGGUGCCUCCCUGAAACUGACAUCGCGCGUCGAGAAAAGCUCCAAGCUAGCUGCAACGAAGGGAUCUCCGUCAGGAAACAAAAGCAGCGCUUCCAAUGCCGAAAAGGAGCAGGCGGAGACUAGUAAGAAUGUAGAUAUUGAGAACGAAACGGAGUGCAGCGAUGAUUACAAGAGUAACGACAGCCUUUACAACGGAGGACUCAAAGUGCCGCCAUUGAAAAUUGUGAUUCCGCAACAGAACUGCUCAAUCGACACUGAGGGCAAUGUGCUUCGAACUGGCAAGGUGACUGCCUCCCGCAAUGCCGCCCUGCCGUAUGUGGUCAGCUCCAAUAGCGAUUCCAUUGACACCGUCAUAACCAAUCAAUCUAUUAGCCCGCACGAAAGUCCACAGAAGAGCAACAGCAUUUGCUCAACAGCCCUGGAUGACAAGAAUAUAAAGCUCUUCAAUGACGAAAAGAACCUAAGGGUCCUGCGAAGCUCUCAUCGCACUGGAGUGACCAGUGUGGAGCGCAGUUCCAAUAACUCCUCCCCGCAAAUGCAGAGCAGCUCUCCAUCGCCAGCGUCAUCCAAUCAUGCCAACGAUCCUGCAGAUGUAAAGCUCUCCUAUAGCAACAUGACGUCUAGUCCGAUCCCGCAAGGCCACCAGUUUGACCAGGAGGCAAUCACCAAUGUUCCGAGCCCGUCGACUUCGUCGACCUCCUCGUCCAAGGACAUAAAUCCUUCGAACGUGGAACUCCAUCCACGGAAGCGAAAGAUUCGACCGAAAAACACCGACGACAGUUCGAAGAACUCAAAUGCAGCGGAUUCCGGUGUCAACUCCGAAGAAUCUCACCCCCAUGACCAUCCCUUCACCAAUGGCUUCCAGAUGUUCUUGAGCAUCCGUCGUCAGAUCGAAAAGAAGUGGAAGAGCUUGUAUCCGGUGAAGCCAAGACCUCCGCAGGGAUACAACGAGUAUCUGCUGACAAAGAAAUCCUACUUAUUAAGACGCAAUGCGCCGAUCUCAGUUCCGGAUAUUCCACGCACUGUUCCGCAGGCCAUGGAGAGGAUCUAUCAGGAUCAGGAGAAGGCCAGACGAGACCUGAUCGAAGCACACACCGUGGAGCGGGAGAAACUAUGCAUGAACGUUGAGCAGGAGAUAAUACGCGUUCACUCGAAGGCGGCCAGGAGCAUAUCUGGACAGCCGGCGCCCUAUUCCGUUUGCACGUACUUGAAGGACGACGAGGUAUACAACAUGAUCACGCCGGAGCAGGAUGAAAAGGAAAAGAGUGCUCGCUGCCGCUUCAAUGGACGAUUGCUCCUCAGCUGGCUGCAAGAUGUCGAUGAUAAGUGGGAGAAAAUCAAGGAGUCCAUGGUGUUGCGGCAUCAUAACGAGGCGGAAAGUCUGCACGCCGUGCAGGUGAUGGAUUGGAAUAUAUUUGCAAAGCGAAAUAGGCUAUGUGACAACCCGAUUGAAGUUAAUUUGGAGCACGUUCCGAUCGUUUCAGUUGGUGACGACUUUGACACAUUGCCAACAUAACUGACGCAUUGAAAUUAAUAAAUUGUUAUAAUAUUAUAAACA